Molecule: messenger RNA, 1356 nt
Organism: Penicillium vulpinum
Lineage: Eukaryota; Fungi; Ascomycota; Eurotiomycetes; Eurotiales; Aspergillaceae
Product: MFS transporter MCP family solute carrier family 16 member 10
Exons: 2
Coding region: 1-1356 (451 amino acids)
Biological process (GO): transmembrane transport
Cellular component (GO): fungal-type vacuole membrane
Molecular function (GO): transmembrane transporter activity
Source: RefSeq, a predicted model, not a curated record
AUGGAAGACAGUCAACACCAUGGAAAAAAAACUCAUGGCUAUGGAACAAUAGACUCUCAAUCACUAAGCGAUACUCUCCUUCCUCAAUCACCUGAAUCCCAGAUUGGGGCAGCUUGCUCUGAAGAUGUGUCGGAAUACGAAUCUUAUCCCGAUGGUGGGCUGAAAGCGUGGCUUGUGGUCUUUGGUUGUUUCUGUGCCUUCUUUUCUGCCCUGUCCUUCAUGAAUUCAAUCAGUGUAUACCAUUCCUGGAUAGCUUCGCAUCAGUUACAGGCCGAAGGAGCGGGAAAUAUUGGAUGGAUCUUUGGCUUCUAUAAUUUUCUAACAUUUGUGGCAAGCCUCUUCAUUGGGCCAAUUUUUGAUUCUUACGGCCCUCGCCCACUGUCUGCUGUUGGGCCUGUCUUUCUACUGGCCCAAUAUAUCCUUCUAGGCUUUUGCAAGACUUACUGGCAGUUUUUCUUCUGCAUCAGUAUCCUCGGAGGUAUAGGUACCUGUGUUCUUUUCACUUGCGCCAUUGGUACUAUCCAGCACUGGUUCUUCCAUAGACGUGGGUUUGCCAUGGGGCUUGCGAUAUCCGGUGGAAGUGCUAGCGGAAUUGUUCUACCCCUUAUAAUCAGCUCGAUAUUGCCGAAGAUCGGCUUUCAGAAGAUGACCCUGGCAGUAUCAGUCGUUCUUCUGCCAUUUGAAAUUGCUGCUGUCGUUCUCAUGAAAACUCCGGCUCUGAGCGCCAAGCGUCGCCAAAGUCUGAGAGCGGAUGGUUGGAAAGCCAUGCCUAGUCUUCGACUCUUACUUGACCUUCAGCCCUUUCUCAUGGCUCUCGGACUUCUUUUCGGAGAACUCGGCAUGUUCAUCCCAAUGACAUAUGUUACUUCGUACGCCUUGAAGCAGGAUAUGUCACUAUCAAUUGCCUAUUAUCUUAUCACUUCCAUGAGUUGUGGUUCAUUGCUAGGCCGCUGUAUGGCUGGGUUUAUUGGUGAUCAUAUUGGAUGGUUUAACACGCAAAUAAUCAUUUUCGGUUUAUCCACUACCUCAAUCCUUGGUAUUUGGCUUCCUGCAGAGGCCAAUCCUAAUUUCCUUUGGUUAUUUGUCAUCCUGUUUGGUUUCUGCAGUGGGUCAUCAAUAAGCCUAGCACCUGUCUGUAUGUCCCGACUGUGCAAGACAGAAAACUAUGGAAAGGUUUCUGGGACAUUGUUUGCAUUUUCUAGCAUUGGGUGGUCUGCUUCUUCAGCUACCAAAUGCAUCGUACAGGCCAUUGAUAAUCCUUGCUGGACUAUCGUAUGGCCUAGCUUUGCUAUGCUGGACAAGUUUGAGGAUUCUUCGGGGUGGGUGGAACUUGAGAACAAAACUCUGAGUUCUUGA